Arabidopsis arenosa is the source of this 1007-nucleotide messenger RNA. NCBI's taxonomy places the organism in Eukaryota, Viridiplantae, Streptophyta, Magnoliopsida, Brassicales, Brassicaceae. The record is from the annotation of a GenBank genome assembly.
UUCUAGUUCGUUCAUGUUUAUUAAUGGAGGAGAAUCAAGAAACGGUGAAGAUGCAUGAUGUGGUUCGAGAAAUGGCAUUGUGGAUAGCAUCUGAUUUUGGAAAGCAAAAAGAAAACUUUAUAGUGCAGGCGGGUUUACAGUGGAGGAACAUACCUGAGAUCGAGAAGUGGAAAGUUGCAAGAAGGGUGUCAUUGAUGUUUAACUACAUUGAAAGUAUACCUGAUGCUCCUGAAUCUCCUCAACUUAUAACUUUGCUCCUUCGAAAGAACUUCUUGGCGCAUAUCUCAAGCAGCUUCUUUCGGUUGAUGCCAAUGCUAGUUGUUCUAGAUCUAUCAAUGAACAAGGAUCUCAGACAUUUGCCAGACGAAAUAUCAGAAUGUGUCUCAUUGCAGUAUCUGAGCUUAUCACGGACAAGGAUAAGGCUUUGGCCUGCUGGUUUAGUAGAGUUGAGGAAACUUAUAUACCUGAAUUUGGAGUACACAAGGAUGGUAGAGAGUAUCUGUGGCAUAUCAGGUUUAACAAGUUUGAAAGUGUUGAGAUUAUUUGUUUCCGGUUUCCCCGAAGAUCCCUGUGUUUUGAACGAGUUGCAGCUUUUGGAAAAUUUGCAAACUCUAACCAUAACUCUAGGUCUUGCCUCUAUUUUGGAACAAUUCCUUAGCAACCAAAGGUUGGCAAGCUGUACACGAGCUCUGCGCAUCGAGAAUCUUAAUCCGCAAUCAUCUGAAAUCUCAUUUGUUGCUACUAUGGACAGUCUUCAAGAGCUUCAUCUUGCACACUCUGACAUUUCUGAGAUCAAGCUGAGAAAACUUCCACUCAAUUUCACGAGUGUCCCAAGAGGUGAUCUUGUCAUAGAGGCACAUAAAAAAUGGAUAGAAAUCCUUGAAUGGGAAGAUGAAGCCACCAAAGCCCGUUUCUCGCCUUCAUUCAAGGCUUUUCCGGAGAACAUCGACGAUGAUGGCUAUGAGAUUUCCAUUCCGAGUUCAUGACUUCCUGUUGCUGAAUUUGAG